Peromyscus leucopus (white-footed mouse) is the source of this 3736-nucleotide messenger RNA. RefSeq names its product nuclear factor of activated T cells 2 interacting protein (gene Nfatc2ip). The record is from RefSeq and is a predicted model, not a curated record. Gene Ontology annotation, biological process: cytokine production; positive regulation of transcription by RNA polymerase II. Gene Ontology annotation, molecular function: protein binding. NCBI's taxonomy places the organism in Eukaryota, Metazoa, Chordata, Mammalia, Rodentia, Cricetidae.
UUUCUCCAAAGGGCGGGUCCUGGGGGAAGGCUGGGUCUGGAGGAAAUUUAGCCAAUGGGUGAGCUGUACAGAAUCGAAACCUUCUUUGAUUGCGCCGAAGAGAUUGGAAUCUUUGGCGCCUUUGUUUUAGUGGAGGGCGGUAGAUAGACGGGUAAAUUGACCAAUGAGAAGGUGGGUAGGCGGACCCAGAGCGUGUGGGCGGGGAGAGGUUCUGACUGGCAAGCUGUUCGCCCAAUGAAAGGCAGGGUCGCUGGUGCGUGCCCGGCGAGGCUGUGGAGGCCGGUGUGUCUAGAAGCUGUGUGAGAGAGAUGGCGGAACCCGGGAGGAGACGGGGUCCGAGGUCCCGCGGUGGCGGCGCCGGCCGAGGCGCUCGAAGAGCCCGGGUCGCCCGUGGCCGGCGUCCUCGCGCCCCGCAGUCUCUGUCCCGGCUCAUUCCAGACACGGUGCUUGUGGACUUGGUCAGUGACAGCGACGAGGAGAUCCUGGAAGUCGCCGCGGACCCGGUAGAAGCGCCCGCCGCCCGGCCCCCGCCGGCCGCACAUGGGCAGGACAGCGACAGCGACAGCGACAGUGCAGGGGCGGACGAGGGGCCUGCAGGAGCCCCUCAGACCUUGGUCCGGCGGCGGCGCCGGCGGCUGCUGGAUCCUGGCGAGGCACCGGUGGUUCCUGUGUACUCCGGGAAGGUACAAAGCAGCCUCAACCUCAUCCCAGAUAAUUCAUCCCUCUUGAAACUUUGCCCCUCAGAGCCUGAAGAUGAGGCAGAUGUGACAGAUUGUGGCAGUCCUCCUCCUGAGGAUGCCCAAAUUCCAGGUUCCCCCUGGAAGAAGAAGCUGAGGAAUAAGCAUGAAAAAGAAGAGAUGAAGAUGGAAGAGUUUCCGGACCAGGACAUCUCUCCUUUGCCCCGACCUUCAUCAAGAAACAAAAGCAGAAAGCAUACCGAGGCACUCCAGAAGUUGAGGGAAGUGAACAAGCGCCUCCAAGAUCUCCGAUCCUGCCUGAGCCCCAAGCAGCACCAGAGUCCAGCCCUUCAGAACCCAGAUGAUGAGGUGGUCCUCGUGGACGGGCCUGUCUUGUCACAGAGCCCGAGACUCUUCACCCUCAAGAUCCGGUGCCGGGCUGACCUAGUCAGAUUGCCCGUCAUGACAUCGGAACCCCUUCAGAAUGUGGUGGAUUACAUGGCCAAUCAUCUUGGGGUGUCUCCAAGCAGGAUUCUUUUACUCUUUGGAGAGACAGAACUGUCCCCUACUGCCACCCCUAGGACCCUAAAGCUUGGUGUGGCUGACAUCAUUGAUUGUGUGGUGCUGACAAGUUCUUCAGAGGCCACAGAGACAACCCAGCAGCUCCGCCUCCGGGUGCAGGGGAAGGAGAAGCACCAGAUGUUGGAGAUCUCACUCUCUCCUGACUCUCCUCUUGAGGUCCUCAUGGCGCACUAUGAGGAGGCCAUGGGACUCUCCGGACACAAGCUCUCCUUCUUCUUCGAUGGGACAAAGCUGUCGGGCAAGGAGCUGCCAGCUGAUCUGGGCAUGGAAUCCGGAGAUCUCAUUGAAGUUUGGGGCUGAAGCUUCCUCCUGUUUGGAUGCAGAGCCAAGACUUGGGGACAACAGCUCCCACUUUUAUUAUUAUUUUUUGCCCCAUAAGGGCUAACAGAAACCGAAUUAGAACUCGUUUAUUUAUUUCCGGCACUGGGGAUUGAACCCUGGGCUGUGCAUAUGCUAAGGAUGUGUGAAGUUGAGGUAAAACCAAGGCAUGACCUUUGCCCUGUCUCGUUGACCAUAGUCUCAAGCGGUUGACUGAUUGGUAGUUGUGUGACUGUGGCUGCCCUGGGUGGCCUGUGGCUGUGUGUGUUUGUGCUGUGUACAGCAGCAGCUCCUGGGGCAUGGAGAAGGGGUAUUGGCUUCCCUACCAUUUCGUUCAGUAGUGCACUUCAUCAGACAUCUGUUCUGUGAACUGCGUAUGUUGGGUUUGUUGAACUAAAUGAGCCUUGCAUUUGGGUGCCCAGGCUUGUGAUUUAUGCCACAUUGGGGACCAACAGGGAUUUUAAUUUUCAUUUGGGGGCUGAGAUGCAGGUACCUUCCCUGGUGGGGAUACUCGGUUGUAGGGAAAUAAACAAGCAAUGACAUCUAUGCUGAAGCUGAGGACUAGGUAGACAGUGGGUAAUUUUUAAAGGCUAACAGGAGUGGUGUCUUCAGCCCUGGGCAUCCACUCUCCCAGGACUCAGCCAGCAUCUGGUACAUACUUCCUGGCAUGCACAUCUAGCCACAUCUGAGCACAUGCAGCUGUUGAGUUUGAUGUUUACUCUAGUUUUCGGUCCUCCCGCCCUCUCCUGUCAGCACCCACUUGGUAUAUUUGUAUCUGAAUAUGAAUGUCUUUAUAAGAUGAUUUUCUGAAUGUGUGUGAUUUUAGUGUAUGUACAUGGUACUGUGCAAUAGACAUUCUGUCUUCACUCAGUGUGAGUGAAAGGCUAGCCAUGUUAGCACCUUCUAGAUCUGUUGUUCCGAUCUGCUGUGGCUGCCCCAUAGUGGCAUUAGAUGAUUUUACUCACACAUUGCCUUAAUUGGAGGGAUACCUGAGUCGCCAGCUCCUAGGAACCAAAUUCCAGACCACAGCAAACAUCUUUUUGUGUGUUCCCUUCUGGGCCAGGGUAGGUAAUUGUCUGGCAUACUUGCCCAGGAUGGGACUGUGGGUUAUGCAGGUUCAUUUUUCUGGUUUUUCCAGAGUUUUCUUCAGAAUGUGGACUGCUUUUCUUGGACUUCUCUUUCCUUAUCUUUACCAAUAUUUAGUGUUGUUGUACUUUCUGAUUUGCAAGUCUACUGUGUAUAAAGCACUGCAUAUCUUAAUAUCCUUUAUCUGAUCACCAUUUCUUAUCAAUGUCCACCUUCUGGUUUUUCUUUGUUAGCUGCUUGUUUUCUUGUGAGGCUUCCUUCUGUGUGUUUUUUCUGUGAGGAGUUGCUUGUGUUCUGGGCAAUUGCAAAUAACCUUCAGAAUAGCACUUUGUGUACCCAGGGGGAUUUUCACCAAACAGACAUUCUUAACUUUAAUGCAGACAGCUGGCUUUUGUUAGAAAGGGUUUUUUGUUUUGUGUUUUUUUUUUUUUUUUGUUGUUUUUGUUUUUGCUUUUUUGUUUUUUGUUUUUUAAGGGAAAAUGAGAAAGAACUUCCAGAAUGGCAGGGGUUCUAGCGGGGAGUCUCAGGAUUGCUACUUUUGGAUCUCUAAACUAGUUAAGAAACUUUCAUUGUCUUCUGUUAGCUCGCUAGUUUUUUGUUCUUUUGUUUUUAUCUCUCAUAUUGAGACCACUAAAGGAGAAUAGAGUUCUAACUGAUCUGCUGUGGUGUGGAUGCUGACUGUUCUGAGCUCUCCACUCUGCUUCUCACUGGUUACAGCUAGACUGUACUGGUUCCUGACUAUUGUAUGUCACGUCUAAACCAUCUGAAAUGCACCUUUGUGUGGGAGAGCAAAUUUUAUUUUGUUUUAAUUAUAAUGAGCCAGUUUUCUAAGCUUUGUCUACUAAAAAAUUAAUAUGUAGUCUGACUUUCACAAGAAGUAUGUCAACUUCUUAAAAAAAUUUUUUGUGAGAAUAUGUUAUACCUUUGAAUUUUAAUAUUUAAGAACUCCAUGACAUAGUAUAGCUUCCAGGUUUCUCAGCUCUUGUAUGACAAUUAUUGAAUCUGAACACAUUACUAUUAUGUAUUCAAUCUCAGCCAAUAAAGGGAGAUGCCUUUAACUUAGGAACACCUGA